Molecule: messenger RNA, 11831 nt
Organism: Gopherus evgoodei (Goodes thornscrub tortoise)
Lineage: Eukaryota; Metazoa; Chordata; Testudines; Testudinidae
Gene: KIF21B
Product: kinesin family member 21B
Exons: 35
Coding region: 168-5009 (1613 amino acids)
Biological process (GO): microtubule-based movement; mitotic spindle organization
Molecular function (GO): microtubule binding; ATP binding; microtubule motor activity
Source: RefSeq, a predicted model, not a curated record
UGCUCAGCCCCGCGCGGCCCGAGCUCAGCAUGAUCUCGCCUCCUGCAGCCGCCGCACACACCCCGUGGCUGCGCCCGUCCCUAGCUGAACCGGAGCGGCUUCCGCCCCGGGACCCCCUGCUCCGCCUGCAAGACACGCCGCGGCUGGGGUGGUGAGAGGCCGCGGGCAUGGCGGCCCCCGGGGACUGCUGCGUCCAGGUAGCGGUGAGGAUCCGUCCCCAGCUGUCAAAGGAGAAGAUUGAGGGAUGCCACAUCUGCACUUCAGUGACUUCUGGGGAGCCCCAGGUGCUGCUGGGAAAGGACAAGGCAUUCACCUAUGACUUUGUGUUCGACCUGGACACGUGGCAGGAGCGGAUCUACACCACCUGCGUCAGCAAACUCAUCGAGGGCUGCUUUGAAGGCUACAAUGCCACCGUGCUGGCGUAUGGCCAGACCGGAGCUGGGAAGACUUACACCAUGGGCACUGGCUUUGACACGCACAUCUCGGAGGAGGAGCACGGGAUCAUCCCACGGGCCAUCUCCCACCUCUUCAGCGGCAUCGAGCAACGCAAACGGGAGGCGCAGGAGCGUGGCACAGCCGUGCCGGAGUUCAAAGUCAGCGCCCAGUUCCUGGAGCUCUACAACGAGGAGAUCCUGGACCUGUUCGACAGCGCUCGGGAUCCCGACUCCCGCCACCGCAAGUCCAACAUCAAAAUCCACGAGGACGCCAGCGGAAGCAUCUACACCACGGGCGUCACCUCCCGUCUCAUCAGCUCCCAGGAUGAGCUGAUCCAGUGCCUGAAGCAGGGAGCUCUGUCCCGCACAACCGCCAGCACCCAGAUGAAUGUCCAGAGCUCCCGCUCCCACGCCAUCUUCACCAUCCACCUGUGCCAAAUGAGAGUCUCUGCCCAGCCCGACCUGGUGACUGGCCUUCCAGAGGGAUCCCAGGCCACCAGCGAGUAUGAGACCCUCACCGCCAAGUUCCACUUCGUCGACCUGGCCGGCUCGGAGAGGCUGAAGCGGACGGGAGCUACGGGCGAGAGAGCCAAGGAGGGCAUCUCCAUCAACUGCGGCCUGCUGGCAUUGGGAAACGUCAUAAGCGCCCUUGGAGACCAGAGCAAGAAAGCGGUGCACGUACCCUACCGAGACUCCAAACUGACCCGGCUCCUACAGGACUCCCUUGGGGGGAACAGCCAAACCAUCAUGAUUGCCUGCAUCAGCCCCUCUGACCGGGACUUCAUGGAGACCUUGAACACGCUCAAGUAUGCCAACCGGGCUCGCAACAUCAAGAACAAAGUGGUGGUGAACCAGGACAAAACCAGCCAGCAGAUCAGUGCCCUGCGGGCCGAGAUCGCCCGCCUCCAGAUGGAGCUCAUGGAGUACAAGGCGGGCAAGCGCGUGAUCGGGGAGGAUGGUGCCGAGGGCUACAGUGACUUGUUCCAGGAGAACACCAUGCUCCAAAAGGAGAACGCCACCUUGCGCAUGAGGGUGAAGGCCAUGCAGGAGGCUAUUGAUGCCAUCAACAGCCGGGUCACCCACCUGAUGAGCCAGGAGGCCAAUUUGAUACUGGCCAAGGCAGGUGAUGGCGACGAGGCCAUUGGCGCCCUGAUCCAGAACUACAUCCGGGAGAUCGAGGAGCUCAGGACAAAGCUCUUGGAGAGCGAAGCCAUGAAUGAGUCACUCCGCCGGAGUCUGUCACGGGUCUCCUCCAGGCCCCCGUACUCCCUGGGCUUGUCUCCAGGCCCGAGCCUGGGAGCACUCAGCAGCCCCAUGGUCUCCAUGGAGGCAGAGGCUUCUGAAGUCCUUCGGCGGGCCAAGCAGGACCUGGAGCGGCUGAAGAAGGAGACCAGGCAGCGGAGGAAGAGCCCAGAGAAGGAGGCCUUUAAGAAGAGGCCAAAGCUGCAGCAGGAGAAUGGGGAGGAGACGGACGAGAACGAGGAGGAGGAGGAGGAGCGGGAGGAGAGUGGCUGUGAGGAUGAGGACGAGGAUUCGGGCAGCGAGGAGAGCCUGGUGGACUCAGACUCCGAUGCGGAGGAGAAGGUGGUGAAUUUCCAGGCUGACCUGGCCGACCUGACCUGCGAGAUCGAGAUCAAGCAGAAGCUGAUUGACGAGCUGGAGAAUAGCCAGCGGCGCCUGCAGACGCUCAAGCACCAGUAUGAGGAGAAGCUAAUCCUGCUGCAGAACAAGAUCCGUGACACCCAGCUGGAGAGGGACCGGGUGCUGCAGAACCUAAGCACUAUGGAAUGCUACACGGAGGAGAAGGCCAACAAGAUCAAGGCGGACUAUGAGAAGCGGCUGAAGGAGAUGAAUCGGGACCUGCAGAAGCUGCAGGCGGCCCAGAAGGAACAUGCUCGCCUGCUCAAGAACCAGUCGCGCUAUGAGCGGGAGCUCAAGAAGCUGCAGGCUGAGGUGGCAGAGAUGAAGAAGGCAAAGGUGGCACUGAUGAAGCAGAUGCGGGAGGAGCAACAGCGGAGGCGGCUGUUGGAGACCAAGCGGAACCGGGAGAUCGCCCAGCUGAAGAAGGAGCAGCGCAGACAGGAGUUUCAGAUCCGGGCGCUGGAGUCUCAGAAGCGGCAGCAGGAAAUCGUGCUGCGAAGGAAAACCCAGGAGGUUUCUGCUCUGCGCCGCCUGGCCAAGCCCAUGUCAGAUCGGGUCUCUGGGAGGCUGAGUCAGAAGCCAGCCAUGCUGGACUCUGGUGCGGAGGUGUCUGCCAGCGCCACCUCCUCGGAACCGGAGUCCGGCUCCCGCUCAGUCUCCAGCAUCGUGCGCCAGUGGAACCGGAAAAUUGACCACUUCCUGGGAGACCCUUCACCCUCCAUAAAUGGGGCUCGGCCCGUCAGGAAGAAGUUCCCAAAGAAGGGGAUGAGCCAGACCUUCAGCAAGGCAGCCCGGCUCAAGUGGCAGUCACUGGAGCGGCGCAUCUUCGACGUCGUCAUGCAGAGGAUGACCAUCGUCAACCUGGAGGCGGACAUGGAGCGGCUGAUCAAGAAACGCGAGGAGCUGGCGCUGCUGCAGGAGGCGCUGCUGGGGAAGAGGGGAAAGCUGCAGGCGGAGAGCCCGGAGGAGCAGAAGGGCCUGCAGGAGCUGAAUGAGGAGAUCGAGGUGCUGACAGCCAACAUCGACUACAUCAACGACAGCAUCGCCGACUGCCAGGCCACCAUCAUGCAGCUGGAGGAGACCAAGGAGGAGCUGGACUCCACCGACACCUCUGUGGUGAUCAGCUCCUGCUCCUUGGCCGAGGCGCGCCUCCUGCUGGACAACUUCCUCAAGGCAUCCAUCGAUAAGGGACUGCAAGUGGCUCAGAAAGAAGCCCAGAUCCGCCUGCUGGAAGGGCGCCUGAGACAAACGGAUGUGACCGGCUCCUCCCAGAACCACGUGAUCCUGGAUGCCCUGCGGGAGAAAGCGGAGUCCCACCCCGAGCUGCAGGCGCUCAUCCACAACGUGCAGCAAGAGAAUGGUUAUGCCAGCACAGACGAGGAGAUCUCGGAGUUCAGCCUGGCCUCGGAGGGGAGCUUCUCCCAGUCUUUCACCAUGAAGGGCUCAGCCAGCCAGGAUGACUUCAAGUUCAAGGGGGAACCCAAGCUGUCAGGCCAGAUGAAGGCUGUGUCGGCUGAGUGCCUGGGACCCACGCUGGACAUCUCCACCAAGAACAUCACCAAGUCCUUGGUAUCCCUCAUGGAGAUCAAGGAAGACGGGAUUGGCUUUUCCAUCCGGGAUUCCUACUACAAGGACAAGGUCUCCCGCACCAUCAGCCUGCCCACCCGUGGCAGCACCUUCCCUAGGCCGUCUCGUGGCUCGGACACCUCGCCUCUGACCCGGAGGAAAUCCUAUGAUCGGGGGCAGCCUGCCAGGACUUCAGAUGUUGGCUUCACGCCUCCCUCAUCCCCUCCCACCAGGCCGCGCAACGAUCGCAACGUCUUCUCCCGCCUCACCAGCAACCAGAGCCAGGGCUCCGCACUGGACAAGUCUGACGACAGCGAUUCCUCUGUCUCGGAGGUGCUGAGGGGCCUCAUUAACCCUGUGGGCGGUGCCAGGAGCGCCCGGACAGCCCCACUGCAGUGCAUCUCUGUGGCGGAGGGACACUCCAAGCCUGUUCUCUGCGUGGACGCCACCGAUGAGCUGCUCUUCUCCGGAUCCAAAGACCGGAGCUGCAAAAUGUGGAACCUGGUGACGGGCCAGGAAAUCGCCUCGCUGAAGGGCCACCCCAACAAUGUAGUGUCCAUCAAGUACUGCAGCCACUCAGGGUUGGUCUUCACUGUCUCCACAUCCUACAUCAAGGUGUGGGACAUCCGGGACUCGGCCAAGUGCGUCCGCACCCUCACCUCUUCGGGUCAGGUGAUCUCCGGGGACGCCUGUGCUGGAACCACGACCCGCACCAUCGCCAGCGUGCAAGGCGAGCACCAGAUCAACCAGAUCGCGCUCAACCCUGCCGGCACCAUGCUCUACUCUGCCGCUGGGAACUGCGUCCGCAUCUGGGAGCUCAACAGGUUGCAGCCGAUCGGGAAGCUGACCGGCCACAGCGGGCCCGUGAUGUGUCUGACUGUGAACCAGACUGUGAGCAACCAUGAUCUGGUCAUCACCGGCUCCAAGGAUCACUACGUCAAGAUGUUUGAGAUCACGGACAGUGUGGUGGGGAAUGUCGGCCCCACCCAUAACUUCGAGCCCCCGCACUAUGACGGCAUCGAGUGUCUGGCCAUCCAGGGCGAUGUGCUCUUCAGCGGCUCCAGAGACAAUGGGAUCAAGAAGUGGGACCUGGAGCAGCAGGAGCUCCUCCAGCAAAUCCCCAAUGCACAUAAGGACUGGGUUUGCGCACUGGCCUUCGUCCCCGGCCGCCCCAUGCUGCUGAGCGCCUGCCGCGGGGGCAUGGUGAAGGUCUGGAAUGUGGAGAACUUCACGCCUGUUGGGGAGAUCAAAGGCCACGACAGCCCCAUCAAUGCCAUCUGCACCAAUUCCAAGCACAUAUUCACUGCUUCCAGUGACCUGACGGUGAAGCUCUGGAGCAGGAGAAGAUUCCUGAACGGCCCGACCUAGGUGCUGGAAAGGCCGGAGCCAGGGCGACUGUCAGGCUCCCUGGGGGGCCCAGGCCCCAUCCCUUCUCCCUGGCCGUGAAGAGCUGGGAGCGGCCUGGCCUAUGUGUGCUCGUUUCCAGGACUCUGGGGUGACCGCAUCUCAGCUGGGGCUUUGUGCACUGCCAGCUUCCAUGGCUAGGGGGCGUAGUUCCCAUCCAGCCCCACGCUGGGUUUCAUGAUGCAUAGGGCUUUCUGCUGACCGGGACAUGGCCUUGCCAGCCACGGGGAGGACCAUGAACUGAGAGACUCAAUGGGAUCAUUCCAGUCUGUCCCACAGCCUGUUCAGCACCCCCCAUCGCUGGGUCUCCUGACCAGAUCCACAUGCUGCCUGGCAAUUGUCGACCUUUGCAUCUGACCCACCUUGUUCUGAGCCAGGAUGCCCCCCCUUCUGUCCCGGGGGUGGAGAGAAGGAAGCUGGACAUUGGGGGAAAAAUCUCUAUGGGCAUCUCCAAGGAAAAGUGGAGUUUCUGGAUCUGUUCACUUUGCCCCCCCAACCGACCUGACUGAGCCUUAAUCGCGCACUGGUCCAUUCACUCUUCCCUGUGGUCCCCUCACUGCCCAUUUGGACACCCGGCUUGGUGCCAUCUCUGCUGUGCAUGGGACUAGCUUAUUCCCAGCUGCUGCGGGAAGGGAUCAAAGCUUUUAUAGUGGGGGUUUUAAAGAAUUUUUUUACCACCCUUGAGAAUGGAUUGGAACCUGGGGAUUUUUAAUAGCCGGGAAAGGCUUUAAUGCUGGGAAAAGGGCUAAGCUCUCCGCACCACCUCACAAGAGGGGUUUAGGUUUGCUUGGGGCAGUCCUAUGGGGCCUGGCUUGGAAGAGGUCCGGGAUUAGAGUAGUGUGUGGAAGGGCGGGCAGGGGGUGGUUAUAUGGUCAAGAGAGAGGUGCCUUGGCAAAGGUGGAGGGCAUGGGGUGCUCUGGACAGGAUCUGCAGCAGGGAGCAGAGCAGGGCUAGAAUGGAGCUGGACGAAGGGGAGGGCGGGGGUAGUGGGAGGGACCCACAUGAGACUUGAGGUGCGUUAGCAGAGCUGUGGGGGCAAUGAGGGGUUGCCCAUGCCCAUGGCCGGCCCAUGCUCUGUUUGCCACCCACCUGCACUGCCAGUCUGGCACAAGACACUAAAUCACCAAGGUCACCCCAAAUUUGGGUUUUAUAAAAGUCAAAAUUCCGUAAGGUCUCUCGCCACCAUCUCCCGCCAUGCUUGGGUGCCCCCUUUCCUCUGGGGCAUUCACAGCCAAGUGCCUGCAGCUGCCAGAGCCACGUGAGCAUCCCACAGCGCUGCACUCCCCAAAGCACAUGGACACGCUUUCACUGGAAUCUUUCUCUACCUUCACUCCCCCCUCCCCUAAGGACUGACUAAGGCGUCCCAGUCCCACGCAGCCAACGCCCAGUGCAGUCGGACCCUUCGUCACCCAGCUUUUUGCUGCUGCUUAACGCCCUGGGGGUGCAGAACUUGCUGUGAAAUGGACCUGAGGGAACCGCAGCAGGCUGUCCGUUUUCCCCGGGUGUGUUUCUUGUGUCAUGCCGCACAUCACAUAAGGCGGCGGUUGGAGUCUGGUUUUACGGAUUGAUCCCCGUCAAUGUGCUGGGGGUGGUGAAGUGUUGGCCCUUUAGCUAACCCCAUCAGCAAUGGAUUGUGUGUUCUCUGGGAUCCAAGACUUUCAGUAUCCUUGGUUAACAGGUGAUUUCCCCUGGUGUCCUUCUACACGGCAGCUCGAAGGACAACACCAAGGGGUUCACCAGAUUUGACCUCCUUUCAAACUUAUAACCUGGAUGGGAAAUGUUUCAACUUUCUAAACAGCAGCAGCCUCUUUAUUUCUUUUGCCUUUUGAUAAUCCAACUGCCAUCUCAUAGUAGCAAACCCUACAAAAACAGUGAUUGAUCGCCCCCUGCUGGAAAAAGUAAAAAUUGCCUCCAAUCACUGCUGCUCUGUGGAACCAAGGCAGUGUUUCUGAGGUGGGAAAAUGUGUUCAGUUCCAUCAUGCCUCUGAGCAUCUGGCUACUGACUGGGAUGGGGAGCUCAGAAGUCCUGCCAGGGUGCUGGCUCUGGUGGGAUCCAAACACAGUGACUUGGUUUGCUCAGCUACGCGUGAUAACCACUCAUCAUUCUCCCACUGCUACCACCAACGAAAGGCGAAGCCUCCCCAGGGCUCUGCUGAUGCCACGGGAGAGGGGAACGCAGGUUAAAAUGAUGCAUUCCCGCUACCGAGAGAAUGGAUUAUAUCCAAGAUACCCCUGAUGGAACAGAAUUAAAUUGGCUGGGAGAGAAAAGAUGGAUUUUUUUUCCAUUUGGCAGCAAGAGGGACAAGCAAAUAUGAAUUGUCUGAAAUGAAGAGGAUGGGAGCUAGGGGCUCUGAGUCGCCACUCGUGUAGCUGGUGCGUACGUGGGUGGUCUGUACCCUGGAGGAUGAUGUCUGAGUCUCUGCUCAUCACAAUGGCUUUUGAAUGCAGCUGCUCUCAUGGGAUAACACUUGACAUCUAGUCCGCCCUGGCAGGUGUGAAUGGCUCUAGGGGCAGGAGAGAGCUGGGGCAGUGGUGUCUCUGCUUUAAUGGGACUUCAUCUGAUCUUUAAGAGGCUGAUCCGAAGUCAGCAGAAAGUCUCCCAUUGACCUCCAUGGAUUUUGGAUCAGGCGUUCAGUGGGGGUCGCUGCAUGAGAAGGGAAGAUUUCACUUGCAUGUGGCCACCUCUUGGGGUUCUUUCCCUUGGGGCUCAUCUCAGGCAACUCCGCUCCAGUGACCCACAGCACGUUGCAAGACUGAGCGCUCAUGGUGGCUGGGCCUCUCUGUCUUGCACCAAAUGAUUGCAUGUUGGGGUGUUCUCGGCCAGCAAAACCCCACAGGAACUCAACAGGAACAAGCAGGUUUAAAGAUGGAAAUUUCCCCCCAAGUUGUGCUCAGCCAGCCAGCAUCAGAUGAUCCUGGUGUGCGUCCACGGUCAGCUCCAAUGUGCUGGGCAAAGCCCUUCCCUUGAGGUGCCUCUGCCGGCUCCUCUCCCUGUGUGGCAGGUAGAGCAGGAGGGGGCUGUGUUGUACUGUAGCUGUGUGUGUGUGCACGUGUGGUCCUUCUUCAUUGUGGGGGUAUCAUAUGGGGGGGUUCUUUCGGUUAAGCUACCUCACGGUCUGAGCCUUUUUUUUUUUUUUUAAUGAUUUUGAAACUUGAAUUUGUACUGGAAACGCACAGUCUGCCAACACCUGCAUUGCUGAGCCGCUUGGGUUCUGGAGGCUUGUCCUGCCUUAGCAUUGCAGUGUGACAUACCGCACCUUGCUCUGCUUGGAAAAUGCCCCCUUUAGCCUUUAAAAAAGGGCCUUUGAUUGUUGGAGGCCCAACCUGACACUUGAAAGUGACCUGACCGCCAGACAGUAGGUGCUCAGGGCUUUCUCUUUAAGGGGUCAUGGGAUGGGCCCCUGAAAUAACUAGCUGCUCUUGAAAACCAUGACCCUGACUCUUACAUGGAGACCCUGUCUGCAAGUUGUCAAGAGGAGCUCCGAAUGCCACCUUGAGCCAACGUGGGCCAGGCGGACACCGGAAUGCCUCUCAAGCCCACAAUAAUCCUGCUGUGAGCCCAGAAGGGCCCGGGCGAACCCCCGGCCUACCUGUUCUUGAAAGCACUGAGGUAGCCUGACACUGAUUGAGCUGAAACUGAGGACCUGGGAAGUGGGGCCCUCAGAUUUAGUGAAAUCAGCGUGCGCCCUCCUGGUCCCAACGCUGGCUGUGGCCACUUGGGAAUAGCUCCUUGUCUGGAACCAUGCAGUGACCGAUUUUAUCAUGAUCUGGCUGCACUUAACCCUAAUUUAACAGGAGCCUCCUGUGGCAUCAUAUUCAGGACCCAUGUGAGAAUAAGGGUAUGGAGUUUCCCCUAAGCUCAUGUUGCAUACAGCUUGUGUUUGGGUGAAAUGGCCCCUAGCACAGGGACUCUUUCCCAGCCACCGGAUUAAUGUCCAUUUCUUUCUGAAUCCAAAUGCCCUUAGGCCAGAUUCUCAGCUGGUGAAAAUGGUCACAACUUCAUUGAUGGAGCAAGGAUGGUUUACACCAGCUGAGGAUCUAUUCCCUGGACUUUUAGCCACAAAAUUAUCCUUCCUCUUAACCAGGGAGAAAAUCCUGGAACAGCCCUAGCUGAAAGCACAACGCCACUUAAUCAUGGGAAUAAGGGGCAGCUUUGUAAUGUACAAUCAAAGGGGAAGCACAUUCCCCUGAACUAUAUAUGUUGCACCCCUUCUGGGGGCCAGUAACUCAAAGCACACCCCCUGAUGUACCCCUGCUGUCCUUGGUAGCUGAGCACAUUAGCCUCUUGGAAGAACUAAAGAGUCAUUUGUUCCUUGUCUUCAAAAUCUGCCUGCUAGUGAUAGCACGUGAUUGUACUUUCAGGCACCAGCACAGGCAAAAGGACAGCAGAAAUCAAGAGGCCCCUUUGGAUACAGUCACAUUGAUGGUACCAUGUAAGGUGGGGAGAUGGGGAACAAAUGCCUCCGUGCAGGGGCAGUGGGUGAACUGGGAGAGUUUAACUGGGUACAUCUAUUAUGGGAAGCAGGUAACAGGGCAGGACAGCGAGGGCUCAGGAGAUAAAUUCACCCCCACAAGUCUCCGUGGUGUUGGCACCAGCAGCCGGGGAAGGCAACUCGGGCUGAAAGGAGUCCAAGGUGGAUGCACGCCUGGGAACUGCAGUGAGCUGCGUCUCCCUAGCCCUGAUUCUGAUUCUGCCCUGUCGCUGCAGCGUCUAUGGGGCCACGAGAGUCAGGCCCAUAGACACACUCAUUUAUGGAUGUGUAACCUACACCCUUAAAAAUGGCAUCUGCAUCUGACCACCAACCUCUCCCAACCCUGCUCCCACUACCUCUCUCUCCCUCAUCCUUUCUGGCCCUAAAACCAUCCAGGACUUGACAGGCCAGUGACUGCCUUCCCCUAUUCACUGCACAAGAAGGGGGAGGGACAGGUCAGCACAGGUAGCCUUCAAGGCUGCUGCAGCAAUGGUGCCUCCUGCAGACUGAUGGUGAAAUUGACCAGUGGGGAGAUGAUGGAAGUUAUAGGUCUGAACUGCCUCCCUGGAAUGACUUUCUUUUUGUUUACACUGCAGGGCAUUGCAUGUACCCCUAGCAUGGCACCUAGGGGCCCUGUUCCCUUAUCUGCUGUCUGUGCAGCCUCUGCUCAUGCAGAACUCUCCAGGGGGCCCAGGCCCAGGGAAGAUGCCCUAACUGACAAUGGAGGCAAUUGAACUUGCUGUUUCUGCACUAUUUGCUCUGCUUUCUGUCUAGAGUCCUGCUAGACUCUCUGCACCUCCCACCGCCCCAACUGCUCCACCCUUGUCCUCUCCCGGCCAUAUGGGCCAUGCAGCUUCGUUCGCAGCACUGGCUGUGGUACCCUCCUGGAGCUGGGACUCACUCUGUCCCAUCUGCUACCAUGGGCGCAGCAGGGCCAGGGCUAAGGUCUAGCACCCCACAGCUCACUGGAUUAGCUGUUAGCACCCCAGAAUCAGAGUACUAGCCCAUUCCCUCUAAUCACUGGUGACAGGGCAGCAUCCUCUUCAGAAGCCAACUCCUUUAGCCGCCCCCACCCCUCCCUCAAGCCUUGUGGGAAGCCUGUGAUUCUGACAAGUCCCAUCCCUCAUGCUCCUCAGGACACAGUAGUAAACCCUCCCCCCCCCCCCUUCUGAGGGCCCUGUGCUGCAGGCUUUAUGUUGGGCAGGGCCGUGUGCCUGCAGCUGUGGUCUUCGCUUGGCGGUGCUCCCCAGCGUCAGGGUUACAGACCAGGUGCUGCACUACUUGUAAGGUGGAUUCUCAUGAGCAACAGAAUGUCCCGGCACUGACCCUCUCCCAGACCCUGCUUCCUUCCUGGUCCUUUACACUCAGCCCUUCAACUCCCUCAUUCUUCCAGCUGCAGUCCCAUCAUGCCUCGCACUGACCCUCAUUUCAGGUACAAUCCCCCAAAGAGCACAAGGGUCAGAUUUCUCUCUUGGUUGACUGGUGCCAUCACAGGGUCAGCAUCUCCCACGCCACCACCCCCUUCAGCCCUAACAACACAGUCGCUUGUUUUAACGUUCCUGGGGGUGCUGGGUCAUGAGACCCAAGGGAGUAGGAUGAAUGGCCUUCAUUGGUGACCUCGUGCCUCUGCAAAGGCAGUGGGCCAUUGGUAGUAGGACUGACCCCAAGCAAGGAUCCUUCCACCCCUUCCCUGCCAUACCCCAGAGUUCCACCAGGAGAUUCUUUUGGUGCCCAGCCCUGCAAUUCUUAGCUGCAUUGUCCCAUGCCUCACCUCGUUCAUCCAGGGGCUCCUCCACCUUACACUACAGCCCUACUUUACCGUGGGAUGAUGCCUGGCCUUUGGUGUAGUUGUCUGUGUGAUUUCUCCCUCAUCCCCAGACACAGGAAGGAACAUUGCUUUAUACUGAGGCUCUUUUAGUGAUGGGAUAGCAACCUUACCCCUGCCCUGCUUUUUCAGUGGGAGCAGCUGUUUAUGGAAAUCCAGAUGGUAGAGAUGGAGCAGAAAUAACACUGGGCACUUAGUCUAGCCCUCACCCUGUGUCUGUACUGUACAAGUGUUGCAAACAGCAGGUGCCUUUUCUUGCCCUGAGAUGUUUUUGGAGAUGUCAACGCUUGCUACAGCUUUUCUCUGUAUGGGUUGUGGGAUCCAGUGGCACAGUCUGUGUUCUGUGUAGAGGACAAGGUGUGUAUAUAUUUUAUACCUCGAUGUAUUACUGUAAAUGGGGUUAUUGAAGCCUCAUGCUGUACAUGGUUUUUUCCAAUGGACAUGUCUGUUCCUUGUGCUGUCUUCAUAAAUAAAUGCAUCAAAAUGAAA